GGUGUGGGCGGCGCGGCGCAGCACGCAGUGCGCCGCUGGCUGCGGGCCAGGCUUCAACACUCGCCGCUCCGGCCUCCUGACCUGACGCGACGAUGAAAACGCAGAGCGGAAGUUGGCGGUCGCUGGCUGCCGUGUUGGUGGCGCUGCUGGCGGUCCUGGCGGUGCCCUGCCUCUGCGAGCUGCCAGAGCUGGAGUGCCCCGAGGAGUGCGACUGCCACUACUUCCGCAUCAACUGGGUUACCGACUGCUCCGGCUCCAACCUCACCGCCGUGCCCACGCUCGAAGAGGGCCUCAGCAUCAAUGUCUACAUCCUCAACAUGAACGACAACGACUUGUCCGAAGUCCAGACUUUCCCUCCCGGCAUCAAGCUACGCACGCUCGAGAUUGCUGGCAACAACCUCACUGAGCUCAAGAGAGAAUACGUCCAGGGGCUUGGCUACCUGCUGGAUGCAGACUUUUCGAGCAACAAGAUCGCCAGAGUCGAUCCCGAUGCUUUCCGGGACAGUCCCGGCUUCAUCACAUUGGACCUGCGUAGAAACAGGCUGCAGCCGGUGGACUCUCCGUUCCUGGUGUCACGCACGCUGAUGACGCUCGACCUGAGCGAGUGCGGCCUGACUCGACUGUCGCCGCAGUUCUUCACAAACCUGACAUCGCUGAGCCGCCUCGACCUGUCCGGGAACCCGCUGGGCACGCUGCUUCCUGGCAUCCUGGACCCUCUCACUGUGCUGGAGACGCUCUACCUCAGCAACUGCAACCUGUCUCACCUGUCCGACACGGCCUUCGCCCAGCUCGCGCACCUCAAGACGCUGGACAUGUCCUACAACCGCCUGACCCUUGUCGACUGGACGCUGGUGCUGGGGCCGAUGCGGCUGCUGGAAACGCUCAUCCUCCGGCGCUCCGCCAUCACUUACUUGCCUGCAGACGCCUUUGCCAACAACACAUACUUACGAAAUCUUAUACUGGGGGAAAACGAGUUGCGCGACCUGGACGUCGGAACCACACUCGGACACAAUUUACUCUACCUCGACACUCUAGAUCUGACGAAUUGUCAUCUGCACGGGCCGCUCGCCGAAAAUCCGUUUACUAACGCGACGAAGCUGCGUACUCUAAUGCUGUCAGGUAACCACCUGUCAUCAGAAGUACUCGGACAGGCGCUCGAGCCGCUGGCCAGACUUCAACGUCUCUAUCUCAGUAAUUGUAGCCUCACACAGCUCCCACAAAAUACUUUCGACAACUUAACCUCGCUUCACGAACUGGACAUAUCUUCCAACCCUCUCAAUGACGCCUUUACGGGGAUUCUCUCACCUCUCGAAUCGUUGGAGGUUCUCAACAUGGCGAACAGUAAUCUGUCCCAUAUUUCGGCCAAUAGUUUCUCCAAAAUGACACAUCUGAAGCGCCUAGUCCUGUCUAACAACCCACUUACUGAUUUGGAAUACGGCCUCUUCCAGAAUUUGACCAAACUCGAGGUACUGGAGCUCAACGACUGCGGCUUGCAGCAUCCGCCCGACGCACAAGUGUUUUCGAAUGACCAGUCUUACACGAAUCUGCAAGAACUGCGACUGGCUGGCAAUCCACUAAUUGUGGAGGAGGGAGAGCCUCUGUUACCCCGACAGUUCUCCGGCCUACGAGUCCUAGACAUCAGCCGCUGCAAUAUAACUCAGUUGCCGCGCGAUCUCUUCGUGUCGACACCGAACCUGACGACGCUCAUCCUCCGAGGUAACUUGCUAGGCUCCCGCAGCGGCGGCGAACUGAAGGCCGACUUCCUGGAAACCAUACCGAGCCUCGAAGUUUUGGAUCUGAGUUACUGCAACUUGUCCAAAAUAUCUCCGCGCACUUUUGCCCACAGCCCCAACCUUUCGACCCUGCGCCUCACGGGCAACCCGUGGAAGUGCGACUGCUACAUCGCCGACAUGUGGAACUGGGCGAACGUGGGCAAGGGCAACCUGGCGAUCCUGGAAGGGUUCACGGUGCCGCCGGAGACGAAGCCGCGGCGCAAGGGCCUGCUGUGCCACUACGAGCCGGGCAAGCAGCGGCCGCGCGCCGCCAGCCGCAUCCGCCACCGCGAGCUGAGCAACGAGCGCACGUGGGCGCGCUUCGUGCGCGAGGCGGGCUGCGAGCUGACGCCGCCCGCGCGCGGACCCGCUGGGCGGCGCGAGAGGCGCUCGGCCAGGCAGGCGGGCGGCCACGGCGCGCUGAGGCCCGCGUUCGCGCUGCCCACGGCCGCCGCCCUGCUCGGGCUCGCCGCCGGCAUCGGCGCCUUCUCCUUCCUCAGGUCCCGCCGACACGCCAAGCACUGA
Messenger RNA from Schistocerca nitens (vagrant locust), 2297 nucleotides. Its product is annotated as leucine-rich repeat-containing protein 15-like. Lineage: Eukaryota; Metazoa; Arthropoda; Insecta; Orthoptera; Acrididae. The record is from RefSeq and is a predicted model, not a curated record. The transcript is spliced from 3 exons. Gene Ontology annotation, biological process: transforming growth factor beta receptor signaling pathway; immune response. Gene Ontology annotation, molecular function: transforming growth factor beta binding. Gene Ontology annotation, cellular component: cell surface. The coding region runs from base 93 to 2297 and encodes 734 amino acids.